GUGAAUCGCAAGUGUGAGUAUUGCCAAUAAGUAGGUGCGACGACGGGUUGGUUGUAAAAGAGAUUUGGAGGGGUAGAGUUAGGUUGAAGAAAAAUUGAGAAAAGGUGAUUAAAAUGGAUAAGCAACAACUUCAGCUGAGUGAGUACAUAAUCUCAGAUAAAAAGACAUGAAGAUCGAAACUUAUGGUAGAAUGCCUAAUCGGUUAAAUGACAUUCUCUGUGUGGGAGAGGCAUGGGGCUAUCUCCUCUUCUCCUUAUUUAGUAGUAGUACUAAUUAUUUAAUCUGCACAUAAUAUCUUAUUCUUCAUUUUUACUGCCACAUGAUAUUUCAUUUGCUCUGCUUAUCUUGUUAUUUUGUUGCGGUUAUUUUUCUAUCAAUUCUUCUUUGUAGCUGGAUAGGGGGCUCCUGUCCAGCAAAACUGUUUAUUCUUCCCGUCAUUUUUCUACUUCAAAAAUGUAAAAUCUGUUCAUACUCCAACCUGCCCUCUCUGCAAACAACUUCAACGGUUAUUCGAAAAUCGAAACAUUUUGAUAGGUGCCAUGAAUUUAGUGGCAACACAAAACUUCAAAACCUCCAUACAAAUACAAAUCCAAAUCCAAAUUCAAUCCUCACUUCAGUUUCACCUCCUUCCUUGUUCUCCACCCACAAUUUUCAAAAUCCACAACAAUCUUUCAAACCCCAUUACCCUCAAAUUCCACAAAACCCAAGCUACAAAUCACAAGAACAAGAUAACUCCCACAACCCAAGAAGAAGAAGAAGAAGAAAAUGACAAUGGAAUCCCUGUUGAACAUGUCAAAACCCUAGUCAAAUUCAAGUCCAGAUACAACUACAUCCGUGUUCUAGAAGUUUCUAGAAAAGCCGACCACCCAUUAUCCGGUUCCCGUCUCCUCCUUCUCGAUGCACCUGGUAACAUCCACAGCAUAUCAUUCCUCUUCAAGUCCAUAACCAAAGCUUACUACGACGUUCUUGCUACUCUCCCUCCAAUUUUACCACCCGGUCCAUUAGGUAUCCUCGGAUUCGGAGCUGGCUCCGUUGCAAAAUUGAUUCUUGAAAUCUACCCACAUGGGGUUAUCCAUGGGUACGAGCUAGAUUCAGCUGUGAUAUCCGUUGCACGAGAGUAUUUCGGACUCUCCAAAGUCGAGAAAAAAUACCAAGAUCGCCUUUUCAUUUAUAUAAGCAAUGCGCUCAAUGCGAGUGUGAGAGAUGGAUAUUCGGGACUAAUAGUUGAUAUGUUUAGUGAAGGGUGUUUGAUCCCGGAGCUUCAGGACCCGAAAACAUGGGAAAAUUUGAGAAGGAAGUUGAAGAAAGGGGGAAAGAUAAUGGUGAAUGUUGGAGGAAGUUGUGUGGAGCCUGAAGAUAUUAGGAAGGAUGGGAAAGUGAUAAUGGAAGAGACAUUGGUAGCAAUGAAUAAGGUUUUUGAAGGACAAGUUUAUGUGUUGAAUCUUGGUAAUAGGAAGGUGGAAGAUAGUACUGUUGCUAUUGCUGGUGAAUUGCCUGAUUUGGAGAAAUGGAGGAUGUCUUUGCCUAAGCCUUUGAGGUUUUAUGUUGACAUGUGGAACAAGUAUUGUGGAUGAUGAUAAAGUUCAUUUUUAAGCUAGAAAUCAAAGCACUUCUUGCAGUGGUCAACCGCUUUUGGCGAAUCUUAGUGGCUCAGUUGAUUAUCUAUUGAACUUUUAUCAGAAUUCGAUUCUCAUCCUGUAAUCUCGCUCUCAUUUACCCUGCCCGUGCCCAAUUUUAAAGUCUAUGAAUUAUGACUUUUAUGUU
This is a messenger RNA of Capsicum annuum, 1764 nucleotides long. RefSeq lists its product as uncharacterized. Gene Ontology annotation, molecular function: thermospermine synthase activity. The record is from RefSeq and is a predicted model, not a curated record. The transcript has a single exon. Bases 540 to 1574 code for a protein of 344 amino acids. NCBI's taxonomy places the organism in Eukaryota, Viridiplantae, Streptophyta, Magnoliopsida, Solanales, Solanaceae. Gene Ontology annotation, biological process: polyamine biosynthetic process.